AUGAAUCUUAUUCAUGUAUCGGUGAAGUCUGAUGCAAGCAAAGUUCCUGGUUACAUUACCUUUGUUUACAAUGCACCAACUGAUGAGAGGAAAAUGAUGGUAUGGAACAAAAUGAGGAAUUUUGUUGCAAACAUAAAAAGUAGUUGGCUUUGUUUAAGGGAUUUUAACUAUGUCAUAGCAACAACUGAAAAAUUGGGAAAGCUGCCUGUCAAUGUCAGGAGAGUCCUAAACUUUCAUUGCAUAUUGGCAGACUGUGAGUUGUUGGAUUUGGGUUACCAAGGAUCUAAAUUUACUCGGAAUAAUAGGAGGCUUGGGGAGGAACAUGUGAAGGAAAGGCUUGAUAGAGCAGUAGCAAAUUGUGAAUUUAGAGAAAACUUUCAAAAUGCCUUGGUUACCAUUAUGGACCCUAUUGGAUCUGAUCAUCACUUACUCUUUGUGGACUGCGAUCAUAGAUAG
Molecule: messenger RNA, 456 nt
Organism: Neltuma alba
Lineage: Eukaryota; Viridiplantae; Streptophyta; Magnoliopsida; Fabales; Fabaceae
Exons: 1
Coding region: 1-456 (151 amino acids)
Source: RefSeq, a predicted model, not a curated record